Molecule: messenger RNA, 1374 nt
Organism: Blumeria graminis f. sp. triticale
Lineage: Eukaryota; Fungi; Ascomycota; Leotiomycetes; Helotiales; Erysiphaceae
Source: the annotation of a GenBank genome assembly
AUGGCAGAUUCAAAAUUAGUUUGGAACCCCGACAAUAUCAGAGAUGUCGCCGAGUCAGUGGGAAUCUCAUCAUUGAACGAAGAGGCAGUUAGAGUACUAUCUCAAGAAGUUGAAUAUAGAGUGGGCCAACUGAUUGUCGAGGCGAUGAGAUUUAUGCAUCAAGGAAAGCGCACAAUACUAGGAACACAAGAUAUUGCUCAAGCUCUGAAGGUGCUAGAUGUUGAGCCACUCUAUGGAUAUGAAUCUACAAGACCUUUACGCUUUGGGGAAGCCUCUCUAGGCCCGGGGCAGCCAUUAUUCUAUAUCGAAGAUGAGGAGGUUGACUUUGAAAAGCUGAUCAACGCACCUUUACCCAAGGUUCCUCGGGAUAUAUCUUUUACUGCACACUGGCUUGCUGUUGAAGGAGUCCAGCCUACCAUACCACAGAAUCCUUCUACUGCUGAAGCUCGUGCCACGGAAUUGGUACCUAAAGGUCCAGGAGCAAACCCAAGUCUGGCAGCUCUAGCAGGUAGUGACAACAUUGCUUUCAAACCCUUAGUGAAACAGAUAGUCUCAAAAGAGCUCAUUCUUUUUUUUGACAAGAUAAGAGCAGCAAUUUUAGAUGAAAAUCCGGACCAAGAUGUGCUAGUCUUGCGGAAAGCAGCCUUUGAAAGUAUCCGUUCUGAUACUGGCCUUCACCAACUAGUGCCAUACUUUGUUCAGUUCGUCUCGGAAAAGGUUACUCAUUCUCUCAACAAUCUUUUUGUCUUGCAACAAAUGAUGGAACUGGUUCAGGCAAUGAUUGAAAAUACUUCUCUUCAUGUUGAUCCCUACACAAUAUCACUUGCUCCUCCUAUUCUUACUUGCCUAGUUGGACGAAAGAUUGGUGGAACGGCAGUUGAUGGCUCCAAAGAACAAUUCUAUUUACGUGAUACGGCUGCCUCUCUUAUAGGUCAGAUUGCUAAGAGAUUUUCGAAAUCUAGCGCCGAGUUACAAGCCAGACUUGCGCGCACAUGCGUCAAAGUAUUUCUUGAUCCAUCGCGCACACUAGGUGAGCUCUACGGUGCAGUUAAUGGUAUUCUUAGCGUCGGCGGUGCCUCAGCAAUUGCAACCCUCGUGCUACCUAAUUUAAAAGCAUGGGAAUAUAUCCUCACCAAGGCACUAAAAGAGCGUGGGCCUAAUGAUAAUAGCGUUAAAAUGCUCCAAGCUGCGGUUAUAAAGGCUGUAGUGAGCCUAAGUGAUGCAUCAUCGCCAUACACUAAUGGCGUCAAUGGAAAUCCUGCCGAUGCCGAACAGGUGCUGGAAUAUCUUGGACCAGUCAUUGGAAAUAGCAUAGUUGCUUUGGAAGACGACAAGCUUAAUCGAGCCAUCAUAGACUCAAACGAGAAAGUUUAA